This is a messenger RNA of Colletotrichum scovillei, 192 nucleotides long. RefSeq names its product acyl CoA binding family protein. The record is from RefSeq and is a predicted model, not a curated record. Gene Ontology annotation, molecular function: fatty-acyl-CoA binding. Bases 1 to 192 code for a protein of 63 amino acids. Lineage: Eukaryota; Fungi; Ascomycota; Sordariomycetes; Glomerellales; Glomerellaceae. The transcript has a single exon.
AUGGAGGGGGAUGUCGAUGGCGUCAUGGAGCGGCCGACCUCGGCUUCCGGCAUGCCAGCCGACGAGCUUCAACGCGAGAAAGACAAGUGGGAUGCAUGGAACCUUCAGAAAGGUUUGAGCCGGACGGAGGCGAAGAGGAGAUAUAUCGAGGCAUUGAUCGAGACGAUGCACAAAUAUGCGACAACACCGUAA